Abrus precatorius (Indian licorice) is the source of this 639-nucleotide messenger RNA. RefSeq names its product GEM-like protein 4. The coding region runs from base 1 to 639 and encodes 212 amino acids. The record is from RefSeq and is a predicted model, not a curated record. Lineage: Eukaryota; Viridiplantae; Streptophyta; Magnoliopsida; Fabales; Fabaceae. The transcript is spliced from 3 exons.
AUGAAGUCCUCAUUUCUUCAAGAACUUGCUAAUGGAAUUUCUGUCGCCACAACAUUCCAGGCUGGGAAGUCGUCAAGGAGAUAUUUGCCUGAUUCUCGUGGCAAAUACAGCAAGUCUAUCAUGAAAUCAAAGCAAAGUAGGACACCCUUUCACCACAAAACUGGAUUUUUACAGAGGGUCCGAGAGCAUGUAAGACUUGGGCCAAAGAUAACCGAUACAGUAAAAGGUAAAUUAAGUUUGGGAGCCAGAAUUCUUCAGGUUGGUGGAGUAGAGAAAGUCUUCAUGCAACUUUUUGGUGUUAGAGAAGGGGAGAAACUGUUGAAAGCGUCACAAUGCUACUUAUCAACCACAUCCGGUCCUCUAGCUGGCCUUCUCUUCAUAUCCACUGAUAAAGUUGCUUUUUGCAGUGAGAGAUCCAUCAAAGUUUCUACUGCCAAAGGAGAAUUUAUGAGGGUCCAUUAUAAGGUCUCUAUUCCCCUUGAAAAGAUAAAGUCUGUCAACCAAAGUCAAAAUGUGGAGAAGCCCUCACGAAAGUACAUAGAAAUUGUCACUGUGGAUGGUUUUGAUUUCUGGUUUAUGGGUUUCUUAAAUUAUCAGAAAGCUUUGAGAUGUCUUGAGGAGGCUAUCUCUCAAGAUUAG